Messenger RNA from Lactuca sativa (garden lettuce), 555 nucleotides. RefSeq lists its product as uncharacterized. Gene Ontology annotation, biological process: carotenoid metabolic process. Lineage: Eukaryota; Viridiplantae; Streptophyta; Magnoliopsida; Asterales; Asteraceae. The record is from RefSeq and is a predicted model, not a curated record.
GCCAUGGCUUUGCCACCUUUAUCUAUUCGAGGUGAUUUGGGAGUUGUUUCUACUGCUGGAGUUAGAUAUGCAUAUCCACUCCUAAAAUCAUUUGCAAAAAUGGGACCUCAAGGUGUUCUUGGUGCCACAAAGCUUUUACGCCCUUUUUCAGAAAUAGUUGAUUCAUUGGGACUCAAAGAUCCUUUCAUUAGAAAUUGGGUGGAUCUUUUGUCUUUCUUACUUGCUGGAGUGAAAUCCGAUGGUGUUCUUUCAGCAGAAAUGAUUUAUAUGUUUGCAGAAUGGUAUAAACCAGGUUGUAGUUUAGAAUACCCUGUUGGUGGAACUGGAGCACUUGUUGAGGCUCUUGUUCUCAGAUUUUCCUUCUGAUAAACUUCCAAAAAUGUCAGAACCUUCACAACUUAUGACAGAAAAUACACGUUCUGAUCUUUAUGUUGCACUCCCUGUUCUCAGUCAAGGAAAGAAAUGGGUCUUACUAUACAGUACAUGGAGGCAUGGCAUAUCUCUUUCAACCUUAUAUAGAAGAAGCAAUCUUUGCCCCGGGUUAAGUCUACUGGU